AUGGUCUCCUCAUCCUCCCUCCUGCUAGGCCUCGCCCUCCUCGUCACAAACACAGCAGCCCAAUCCUGCUGGCGCAACGCAACCUGCACCCACCCAACAGAAGCCUCCUUCCCGGGACCCUGGGACGAAAAUAUCUACGCCCCAGACUCCCGCACAGCCCGCCCAAAAUCCAUCCUCUCCCUCGCCACAGGCGACCAUCUCGCCUCCUUCCCCUCCCCCGAGUCCCAAUCCCUCAGCGGCAAUGGCUCCGCCCUCGUCUUUGACUUUGGCGUCCUCGUCGGCGGCCUCACCUCGGUGAACUACACCCUCUCCGGCACCGGCACCGGCACCGGCAACACCACCACCACCGCCACCGAGCCCGUGACCCUCGGCCUCGCCUGGACGGAAGCAAAGAACUGGAUCGGCGAGUACUCGGACAACUCCAACGGCAACUACCGCGGUCCAGGCCAAACCCUCAUCUCCGUUGACGGCGCCCUCUUCCACCAAAUCACCGUCCCCGGACCGGGCUCCUACACCGUCCCCUUCCCCCAGCUCCGCGGCGGCUUUCGAUACCUCACCCUCUACCUCAUGACAAAUACCACAACGACCCCUUCACCAACCCUCGCAAUCAACGACAUCGCCCUCGAAGUCGUCUUCCAACCAACAUGGUCAAACCUCCGCGCCUACCAAGGCUACUUCCACUCCUCCAACCCAACUCUCAACAAAAUCUGGUACGCGGGCGCCUACACCCUCCAAACCAACGCCGCGCCCCCCGAAACAGGCCGCGUCCUCACGGAAGACAUCACCAACGGAAGCUGGUCCAACGACGCCUGGCUCGGCGUAGGUUCCUCCCUCCUCCUCGACGGCGCCAAACGAGACCGCUGGAUCUGGCCCGGCGACAUGGGCGUCGCCGUCCCCUCCGCUUUCGUCAGUACCGGCGACCUCGAGUCCGCGCGCAACGCGAUCCAGACAAUGUUUCAUUUCCAGCGGGAGUCUGGGAUCUUCCCCCGCGCGGGACCGCCGUAUUUAGAUGCGACGAGCGAUACGUAUCACAUGUGGACCAUGAUUGGCGCGUAUAACUACGUUCUCUUCUCUGGGGAUACCGACUGGCUGGCGGAGAACUGGGCGACGUACCUCAAGGCGAUGGACUACAUUUACGGCAAAGUCAUACCCGAGACGGGAAUCUUGAAUGCCACGGCCCCGGGCGACUGGGCGCGCUACGUCAACUCGCUGAACGGCAGCGCGCCGAACAUGCUCCUCUACCGCACCCUCACCACCGGCGCCUUUCUCGCAGACCUCGCUCCCACUGACACCUCAAACCUCACAACGGGAGAAACAUCAGGAACAAGGACAAACCUCACACAAGCCUGGCUCGCCCGCGCCGAAUCCCUCAAGACAUCAAUCCUCACCCACCUCUGGGACCCAACAAAGGGCGCUUUCAUCGACGGCUACAAAAACCGCACCCUCCACCCCCAAGACGCAAACGCCUACGCCCUAGCCUUCGGCCUCAUCCCCCCCUCCAGCCCCGAAGCCUCCUCCAUCUCCACAGCCCUCACACAAAACUGGACGCCCAUCGGCCCAGCCUCCCCAGAGCUUCCCGGCAACAUCUCCCCCUUCAUCUCCAGCAUCGAAAUCGAAGCGCACUUUGUCGCAGGCCGCCCCGACCGCGCCAUGCAGCUGAUCCGCGACAGCUGGGGAUGGUACCUCAACCACCCCAACGGCACGGAAUCCACCGUGAUUGAAGGAUACCUCGUCGACGGCACUUUCGGAUACCGCAAGAGCCGGGGGUACACGGAUGACCCGAGCUAUGUGAGCCACGCGCACGGGUGGAGUUCUGGCCCGACGAGCGCGAUGACGGAGUACCUCGUCGGGCUCCGCGUCAAGGCGCCCGCGGGCCGGGAGUGGAGUCUGAAGCCGGCUUCGUUCGGCGCCGAGGCGGAGGGGUUGCCGACGGAGGCGCAGGCCGGGUUCACAACGGCGCUGGGGCGGUUUAGCGCCAAGUGGGUCGUUGAGGAGGGCGGUGGCUUUGCGAGCGUGGAGUGGGAUGUGCCUGAGGGGACGAGGGGAUGGGUGCAGCUUGGGGCCGAGGAGGGACGGUGGGUUGAGGGCGGGAAGGGAAGGGCGAAGGUUCCAUGUGGGAAGGGGACGGGGACGGGGACGGGGACGGGCACUCGGGGGAGGAGACGCGCGGCCUCCGGGCCGUGA
Messenger RNA from Colletotrichum godetiae, 2184 nucleotides. RefSeq names its product alpha-rhamnosidase. Lineage: Eukaryota; Fungi; Ascomycota; Sordariomycetes; Glomerellales; Glomerellaceae. The transcript has a single exon. Gene Ontology annotation, biological process: carbohydrate metabolic process. The record is from RefSeq and is a predicted model, not a curated record. Bases 1 to 2184 code for a protein of 727 amino acids.